CCUCAGAAGCUUUACGGAACUCAUAGCGAGCGGAGGCGAAUUUCAGAGCUGCGAGAAUGAUUUUGAUUACUUUGACCCUCGGCCUGUUGGCAGCUGGUCUGGUGUAUGUACUCAUGACAUGGAACUUUAACCACUGGCGAAAGCGGCGGGUGCCGGGACCCAAGCCCAAAAUAUUCACUGGCAACUACCCCAAUAUGUACACCAUGAAGCGUCAUUUGAUCUACGAUUUAAACGAAAUAUAUGGAAAAUAUAAAAACAAAUACGACGCAGUUGGCAUUUUUGGUGGGCGUUCUCCCCAGCUGCUGGUGAUCAGUCCGGACUUGGCGCGUCGCGUCUUUGUGUCCGACUUCAAGAGCUUCCACGACAACGAGAUAUCGAAGAGCAUUGAUGAGAAAACCGACUUCAUUUUCGCCAACAACCCAUUCUCCUUGACUGGCGAGAAGUGGAAAAAUCGGAGGGCUGAUGUCACCCCCGGCCUAACCGCGGGACGGAUCAAAACCGUCUAUCCGGUGACGAACAAGGUGUGCCAGAAGCUGAGCGAGUGGGUGGAAAAACAAAUACGACUGGGUGCUCCGGAAGGUAUCAAUGCCAAGCACAUGAGUCUCUGCUUCACCUCAGAAACAGUCACCGACUGCGUUUUGGGUCUAAGCGCCGAGAGCUUCUCGGAGAAGCCCUCGCCUAUUAUGAAAUACAUCAACGACCUCUUCAACCAGCCCUGGACCUUCAUGCUCUUCUUUAUACUGACCAGCACCUUUCCGAUUCUAAGUAAGGUGAUCAAGCUACGCUUUGUACCGGCGCACGUGGAGAAAUUCUUCGUUGGUGUCAUGGGCACUGCAAUAGAGGCACGCCGUGCUCAACUGGCGAAUGGAAAGCAGUUUGAACGGACGGACUUCCUGGACUACAUUCUGCAGUUGGCGGAGAAACGUUCGUUGGACACGCGCAAUCUGUUGGCCCACACCAUGACCUUCCUGCUUGACGGAUUUGAGACGACGGCCACGGUUCUCGCUCACAUGUUGAUGCUGCUGGGACGCGACCAGGAGGUGCAGCAGCGUCUGCGCGAGGAGAUCCAGGAUCACCUGAAGAAUGGCAUUAUCGAAUUCGACAAGCUCAAUGAUUUGCCCUACUUGGAUGCCUGCAUACAGGAAACAAUCCGCCUCUUCCCGCCCGCCUUCAUGUCGAACAAGCUCUGCACUGAGGACAUCGAGUUGCCCAAUAAGGAUGGACCCAACUUCUUGGUGGAGAAGGGCACCGUGGUGGUUGUGCCCCACUAUUCAUACAUGACGGAUUCCGACUUCUUCCCCGAUCCCCAGGCCUUCCAGCCGGACCGCUUCAUUGAGCCAGAUGCGGCCAAGAAGUUCCGCGAGCGUGGUGUCUUCAUGGGAUUCGGAGAUGGUCCCCGGGUUUGCAUUGGAAUGCGGUUUGCCACAACACAGAUUAAGGCAGCGGCUGUGGAACUCAUCACAAAGUUCAACAUCAAGGUUAAUCCCAAGACCCGCAAAGACAACGAAUUUGAGCCCACCGGAAUAAUCACAGGCAUACGCGGCGGCAUAUGGUUGGAUCUCCAAAAGCUCCAGUAAUUCAAUCAAGCGACCACUACCCCCUAAUGCGACCCAGUUAAUGGUACUAUAUAUACUGACCUGUCGUUGUGAUUGUUUUUGUGUUUUAGAAAUACUCGCAAUUUGUUUAACUUUAUUAAAUAAACUAUGUUUAACAAUUGAA
Molecule: messenger RNA, 1719 nt
Organism: Drosophila kikkawai
Lineage: Eukaryota; Metazoa; Arthropoda; Insecta; Diptera; Drosophilidae
Gene: Cyp28a5
Product: Cytochrome P450 28a5
Molecular function (GO): heme binding; oxidoreductase activity, acting on paired donors, with incorporation or reduction of molecular oxygen; iron ion binding
Source: RefSeq, a predicted model, not a curated record